Messenger RNA from Aptenodytes forsteri (emperor penguin), 1193 nucleotides. It is a transcript of the gene XCR1, whose product is annotated as X-C motif chemokine receptor 1. Gene Ontology annotation, biological process: chemotaxis; immune response; G protein-coupled receptor signaling pathway. The transcript has a single exon. Gene Ontology annotation, cellular component: membrane. NCBI's taxonomy places the organism in Eukaryota, Metazoa, Chordata, Aves, Sphenisciformes, Spheniscidae. The record is from RefSeq and is a predicted model, not a curated record. Gene Ontology annotation, molecular function: chemokine receptor activity. The coding region runs from base 1 to 1017 and encodes 338 amino acids.
AUGGAUGAAGAACAUUAUCCACCUGACUCAGAUGAUAAUUACUCAUAUGAAUACUCUUUUAAUGAAAGCAAUGUCUGCGAAAUGGGCGACUAUUUUGUGUUUUACACUCAUCUCACUACUGUCCUCUACACUCUGACAUUUUUGCUCAGCCUGCUAGGAAACACUCUAGUGUUAUGGAUCCUAUUCAAAUAUGAAAACCUUACAUCUUUAACGAACAUCUUCAUCAUGAAUCUCUGUGUCUCUGAUUUAGUCUUCUCCUGCAUGCUGCCUUUCUGGGCAGUGGACCAGUCCUUUGGGUGGAUUUUUGGUGAGUUCCUUUGCAAAGCAGUGAAUGCUGUUUUCUCCAUUGGCUACUACAGCGGUGUUUUCUUUUUGACUCUCAUGACUAUCCUGCGGUACUUGUCCGUAGUGAACCCCCUCUCGACUUUGAGAUCCCAGACACAGUGCUGUGGUUUUCUGGUGAGCUUGGUUGUUUGGACUGGUAGCAUAUUAAUUGUUGUUCCUGAGAUGAUUCACACCACAGUGCAAGAAAACUUGGAAGGGGACAAGACCUGUGAUUAUGCUGACUGGAAAUGGAAAAAGGUGGACAUUUAUCAGAGAAAUGUACUUUUCCUGUUUUCCUUUGGGGUUAUCGUAUUCUGUUACUUCAAGAUACUGCUAAUCCUGCUCGGAGCAAGAUCUCGCAGAAAGCACAGAACUGUGAAACUCAUCCUUAUUAUUGUGGUGGCUUUUUUCCUGAGCUGGACACCUUACAACAUCCUCAGCUUUCUGAUUACUUUUCCACCACCUAACUGUCAGUAUGAAAAAGACUCCAACCUUGCCUUUCACAUCAGCCGUAAAAUUGCUUUCUCCCACUGCUGCCUCAACCCUGUGCUCUAUGUAUUUGUUGGAGUCAAGUUCAAGAGGCAUUUGUUACGUUUAUGCAGUCAGUAUUUGCCCUGUGGGAAUGGUCAAGUCUCCAGCCCCAGGAUCUGCUCUCAAGGCAAAUUCCACUAUGAAGAUGAGUCCAUCUACUGAAGCGAGAUCUAACUAUUAGCACUAAUCCCAGAUGAACUUUCAGAUUUUAAAAGCCACGGAUAAUCUCUAAUUCUUAGAGGCACUUCCCUGAGAAAGGCACACAAAUUUACUCUUUGCAAACAUGCUGUGUAUGGAAAGUAAUAAAAAAAUGUAUUUGCAGUAGGAUGGAGAGCUGA